Tripterygium wilfordii is the source of this 837-nucleotide messenger RNA. RefSeq lists its product as uncharacterized. The record is from RefSeq and is a predicted model, not a curated record. Bases 240 to 644 code for a protein of 134 amino acids. The transcript is spliced from 2 exons. NCBI's taxonomy places the organism in Eukaryota, Viridiplantae, Streptophyta, Magnoliopsida, Celastrales, Celastraceae.
CACUGACAGCAGAAACAUGGGGCGCGCUCAUGUGCCGGACCUCCUAUUCGUCGUCAUUCUAUUCUAACGGCUAUUUUUCCAGUGUUCAACUAUUCAAAUCAUUUGCUCCUCUCAACGGUCCUUUUCCCCCAUAUAAUUCCAACACCACCACCCAACAAUUUGCCGUCCACAUCUCCUCCAUACAUGCAUAGGUUCUCCCUUGCAGCAUUAAGUCUCUCCCUCUUGUGCUCUCUCCAACCAUGGACGUUGCAAAUAAGUCUUCUAUUUCAGUUCAACGUGUAAACAAAAAGUCUUCCGAUGAGCUGCUAAAAAAAUUUGCCGACGAUGAGCCCGAUCCAGCCCCGUCAAGGUUGGCCAAACGCAGGAAGAAAAGAGAAGUCGGCGGUGAUUCAUGUGAGAGUCCCAAUUCACAUAGUUCUAGCUUAACCGAGAGGAGGUCACUUCUGCCUCCAGCGGCAUCCAAGUCUGCAUUGCUCAGGCAAUUUAGGAUCUGUAGGUCGCGGCUCAGGGCAAAGGGUAUCAAGAACAAAUCCCUGUUUGGGACUAUUGAAAAGACAUGGCGUAGAACUGUUGAAGGAGCAUCAAGAGUGUUCAUGGAAAAACACUACAAUCGGCACAGGCGUCUGAUCAAUGAUGUGGUCUAGUCUGGGACGUUGCUGCUUGAAUAUAGAGAAUCCCUUCUUCUUCUUUUCUUAUGUCUUAAGAAAUAGAUAAAUCCAGUAUAGUAACGUAUAUGCUCUGUUUCUUGUCACUAAUAAUAUCACUUCCCUUUUCAGUUGGAAACUUUAUUUCAUAUGAAAAAAGUCCAAUAGACUUUAUUUUCUACUAUGACUGCAA